Nicotiana attenuata is the source of this 902-nucleotide messenger RNA. RefSeq lists its product as uncharacterized. Gene Ontology annotation, cellular component: endoplasmic reticulum. NCBI's taxonomy places the organism in Eukaryota, Viridiplantae, Streptophyta, Magnoliopsida, Solanales, Solanaceae. The transcript has 4 exons. The record is from RefSeq and is a predicted model, not a curated record. Bases 97 to 690 code for a protein of 197 amino acids. Gene Ontology annotation, biological process: sphingoid catabolic process.
UGUAAAAGAAUAAGGACGAGUACUCUUUUCUUGGAAAGUUCUAAUAUAUGUAGCCAAAUCUCUUCAUAAUUUUCAAUUAGGAGGAAUAAGAGAAAGAUGAGAUUAUUUGAUGUAGAGAAGCAAUUCGCCUUUUAUGGAGCAUACCACAGCAACCCAGUGAAUUUCUUGAUUCACAUGGUGUUUGUGGGGCCAAUCUUUUUCACAGCUCUUAUUCUCUUCUACUUUACACCCCCACUUUUGAAUUCCACUCCAAUUCAGCUAUAUGUAGAUAAUUGUUUUUUAGUCUUGAAUCUUGGGUUCUUGUUUACUUUGAUUUAUGCCUUUUUCUAUGUGUGUUUGGACAAGAAAGCUGGCUCUUUAGCUGCUUUGCUCUGUUUAUUUUAUUGGGUAUCGAGCAGUUUUGUUGCUCAUUAUCUCGGGUUCUCUCUCGCCUGGAAGGUUGUUCUUGUCGCUCAGUUAUUCUGCUGGACUGGACUGGUUAUAGGCCAUGGAGUGUUUGAGAAACGAGCGCCUGCUCUGUUGGACAAUUUUGCGGAAGCAUUCCUUAUGGAACCUUUCUUUGUACUUUUAGAGGCUCUCUGGACAUUUACUGGCUAUGAACCAUAUCCUGGAUUUCAUGCAAAAGUAAAAUCUACAAUAGAUGCUGAAAUCAAACAAUGGCAGGAGAAGAAACAUAAGAAAAUGUCCUAGGUUUGAAUCUGGUGAAGUUGUUACCUUAUCUAAUUGCCUCUGUUAAUGAGACCAAGUUGGUGGGCAGGCCAACUGCUUGUGUGCACAUUAGCUUAGGUUUGUGUAACUCCUUUGCAAAACCAACCCUUUAUUCUUAAUGUAAAGAUGGGUCUUCUGUAUUUUGUUGGAAUUAUUCAUUUUACUAGAAUAUAAAGGAACUUUUGAGUCUCUUA